This is a messenger RNA of Debaryomyces fabryi, 720 nucleotides long. RefSeq lists its product as uncharacterized. Bases 1 to 720 code for a protein of 239 amino acids. The transcript has a single exon. The record is from RefSeq and is a predicted model, not a curated record. Lineage: Eukaryota; Fungi; Ascomycota; Pichiomycetes; Serinales; Debaryomycetaceae.
AUGGUUGAAGAAAUUUGCAAUCCUUCUUUCGAAGUAUUUGAUUAUUUCUAUGAAUUAUUACAACACGACAUUAUAACUGACACCAAUGCAUUCUGUACUGAAUUGAUGUUAGUCAUGGCUCAUUUCAGACAAAUUGUUGAUGGAGUACAAAUAAAAAAUGCUAUUUUUUACGAAGAAUUUAUGAAUAUUAGACAUUGCUUGAAGUUAAUAAUUACAACAAUACAUGGCAAACAAAACCUUUCAUUAGAAUCAGAUAAAGAAUUUUCAAAACUACUUGUCUUGUAUAUCCAGAUAUUUCAAAAGAAUAAAGUUGCAACAAUUGCAAAGGAAACUAGAACUUCUUAUAAUUCUUCCAAAAAAACUGUACUCAAGUCUUCACAAAAGAAUUGUAAUGUUGACAAUGCAAAUUAUAAAUAUCAUUUAGCUAAGGGCCCUAAAGAGCCUGAAUGGGUAAAAAAUUUCUACGAUAUAAAGGCAAAUAACGAGACACAACUUCAGAUUACGAAGGAAAUUGUAUAUAAAGAAGUCUCAAGUGAAUAUAAUACCAACAAUGACCAAAAAAAUAUGGUAAAGCAAGGGUUUAGAUCUAAAAUGAGAAACAUUUGGGCCACUUCACUUUUAAGGUAUCGUAAAGCAGGUCUGAAUGAAUGCAAGAAGUGUAAGUUCCUUCCGUUACAUUAUUUAUACCACAAAUAUGAAAAUGAAACUUAUAUUGAGUAG